AUGGCGGACCAGAUGGCAUUUCUCCUUUUUGGAGACCAGUCCCUCGACACACACGGCUUUUUGGCCGACUUCUUCAGACUAGGAAACCCGAGCGUUCUAUCGAAGGCAUUUCUCCAACAUGCCGGCGACGCAUUGCGAGGAGAGAUCGAUCAAUUACCGCGACUAGAACGGAAGAAGAUCCCGAUUUUCAGAACACUGCAGCAACUCAACGAGAGAUAUCACUCCCAGGCUAUUAAGAGCCCGGGUAUUGACAGUGCUUUGUUGUGUAUAGCACAGCUAGCCCACUAUAUCGAUCGAUCCGAGAAGGAACACGAAGAUGUUACGAAAUCCGAGAACACAUACCUUUCCGGUCUCUGUACCGGAUUGUUCGCAGCGACUGCGAUUGCCUCGAGCCCAUCGCUGUCUUCGCUCGUGCCUAUUGCCGUUCAAGUCGUCUUGAUGGCAUACAGAGUUGGUUCCCACGUGGCCUCCCUCGCAGAACGGCUGAGCCCUUCGAUUGAGAAAUCUGAGAGCUGGACAUACGUUGUCCCUGGAGCCAAAGAAGCUGAGGCCAAAUCAAUUCUCGCCGAAUUCCACAAGUCAGAGGGAAUCUCGCAGGCCGCCCAGGCCUAUGUCAGUGCUGUGUCCGCCAGCAAUAUCGCGGUUUCUGGCACUCCAGCCACGUUGAAGUCUCUUUUCAGCAAGAACUUGUUUGACUCGAGACCAACGGCCAUUCCUGUGUACGGGCCAUACCAUGCCGCCCACCUUCACUCGUCAGCUGAUUUGGAGAAAAUCCUCCGACUGAACGACGAAGUCGUCAGUGCUGCUCUUGCGGACUCGAAGCCACGAAGCGAGAUCAUGUCUUGCGUGACUGGCACCGCCUUCACAGAGACCGACACCAAGUCGCUUCUCAAGGCUAUUGUUCACGAGAUUUUGAACGAGCCACUCUUGUUCCACAAAGCACUGAAGGGCAGUCUGAAGAAUGCGCAACAGUUUCAAGGAUCUAGAGUCCUUGUCAUCCCAUAUGGACCUACACAGGCUGCAAGCACGCUGGCCAAUCUGCUCAAGGCACAGACAAAGCUGGAUGUCGUGCUUCGAUCACCACCUCAGGUGUCGCAGGCGAGCAGUGUCUCAAGCAUCGGAAACCAUGGUUCGUCUGGAAACUGCAAGCUUGCCAUCGUCGGCAUGGCAGGCCGAUUUCCCGAUGCUGCCAGCCACGAAAAGCUCUGGGAGCUUCUCGAGAAGGGCAUUGAUGCUCAUCGGGUUGUGCCGGCAGACCGUUUCCCGGCAGAGACUCAUGUCGACCCUACUGGUAAGGCGAUAAACACCAGUCACACACCUUACGGUUGCUGGAUUGAGAACCCUGGUCUGUUCGACCCCAGGUUCUUCAACAUGUCUCCGCGUGAAGCUUUCCAGACCGACCCCAUGCAGCGCAUGGCUUUGACCACUGCAUAUGAGGCUCUCGAGAUGUCUGGGUACGUGCCCAACCGGACGCCGUCGACCAGAUUAGAUCGCAUCGGAACGUUCUACGGUCAGACUUCCGAUGAUUGGCGUGAGAUUAACGCCGCCCAGGAGGUGGACACUUACUACAUCACCGGUGGUGUCCGCGCCUUUGGCCCUGGUCGCAUCAACUACCACUUCGGUUUCAGCGGUCCUAGUUUGAACAUCGAUACUGCCUGCUCCUCUAGUGCGGCUGCUCUACAAGUUGCUUGUACGUCACUGCGAGCAAAGGAGUGCGAUACUGCCAUCGUCGGUGGUCUGUCGUGCAUGACCAACUCGGAUAUUUUCUCCGGUUUGAGUCGUGGCCAGUUCCUUUCGAAGAAGGGAAACUGCAAUACUUUCGACAAUGAUGCCGAUGGCUACUGCCGUGCCGAUGCUUGCGCGUCAGUCAUUGUCAAGCGUCUUGAUGAUGCCUUGGCGGACAAGGACAGAAUCCUCGCUGUUGUGCUUGGCACUCAGACAAACCACUCAGCGGAUGCGAUUUCCAUCACUCAUCCCCACGGACCUACUCAGUCUAUCCUAUCCUCCUCCAUUCUGGAUGAAGCUGGAGUUGACCCAUUGGAUGUCGAUUAUGUCGAGAUGCACGGUACUGGCACCCAGGCUGGUGACGGGACUGAGAUGGUGUCUGUGACUAAUGUAUUUGCCCCGGCAAACCGCCACAGGCCGGCUGAUCGUCCUCUCUACCUGGGAGCGGUCAAGUCAAACAUUGGACACGGUGAGGCGGCAUCUGGUAUCACUGCCCUGUCCAAGGUGCUCUUGAUGAUGCAGAAGAAUGCGAUCCCACCACAUGUGGGAAUCAAGGGCGAGAUGAACAAGACAUUCCCCAAGGAUUUGGGUGACAGAGGUGUGAACAUUGCAUUCCACCAGACUCCUUUCCAGCGCAAGGACGGAAAGCCUCGCCGAAUUUUCGUGAACAACUUCAGUGCCGCAGGUGGCAACACUGGCAUUCUCCUCGAAGAUGGCCCUCGCUACAAGCCAGCAGCUGCAGACCCCCGCAGUGUCCACGUUGUUACCAUUACUGCAAAGUCAAAGUCCGCAAUGAUUCGUAACGCCGAGAACCUCGUGCAAUGGAUGGAGAAGAACCCUUCGACUCCCCUGUGCGAUGUGGCAUACACCACGACUGCCCGCAAGAUCCAGCACUACUGGCGUAUGAACGUUGCUGCAAGCGACCUCUUCGAGGCUGCUCAGGCCAUCAAGGAACGCCUCAAGUCUAACUUCGUUCCUGUUUCACCCGAGCAACCCAAGGUUGCUUUUAUGUUUACCGGCCAAGGGUCUCACUAUGCCGGCCUUGGGAAGGAGCUUUAUGCCCACUACGAAAUCUUCAGGACAGCCAUCAAUGAGUACGACCAACUCGCCCAGAUCCAUGGCUUCCCGUCAUUCUUGCCUCUCAUUGAUGGUAGCGAGCCUGAGGUCCAAAAGCUGUCUCCAGUCGUUGUUCAGCUCGGCCUUUGCUCCUUCGAGAUGGCUCUGGCCAAGCUCUGGGCUGCAUGGGGUAUCCAGCCUGGUGUUGUUCUUGGACACAGCCUCGGCGAGUAUGCAGCGCUCAAUGUUGCUGGGGUCCUUUCAGCAAGUGAUACCAUAUAUCUUGUUGGUGCGCGUGCUCAGCUCCUGGUUGAGAAAUGUACUGCUGGUACCCACGCAAUGUUGGCUGUCCAAGGUUCUGUCGAGACUGUUACGGAGGCUCUGGGUGCUCGUGCCACCACCACCAACGUCGCUUGCAUCAACGGCCCACGUGAGACUGUUCUUAGCGGUACUUCUCACGAGGUUGCUGAGAUUGCCGAACAACUCGGCGGAGCCGGUUUCAAGUGCACUCAGCUCAAGGUUCCGUUUGCCUUCCAUUCCGCUCAGGUCGAGCCCAUUCUCGAUGAGUUCGAGGAUUUGGCCCGCUCUGUCAGGUUUGAAACUCCCAAAGUCCCAAUCAUUUCGCCGCUUCUUGGAAAGCUUGUUGAUGGUGAGCCCAUUAACCCUGCGUAUCUCCGUAACCAUGCCCGCGAAGCUGUCAACUUUUUGGGUGGCUUGGUGUCGGCACAGCAGGCUGGAAUUAUUGACGAGAAGACCGUGUGGCUUGAAGUUGGCCCUCAUCCUGUUUGCGCGAACAUGGUCAAGGCUGCCUUUGGUGCUACCACUAUUGCUGUACCAUCACUCCGCCGCAACGAGGCCACUUACAAGACCCUCAGUGCCAGUCUCUGCACUCUCCACUCUGCUGGUAUGAACCUUGACUGGAACGAGUUUCACCGCGACUUUGAUGCUUCAGUCCGUCUGUUGGAUCUUCCAAGCUAUGCCUUCGACUUCAAGAACUACUGGCUUCAGUACUCUGGCGACUGGUGUCUCACCAAGAACAGAGGUGCUCUUCCCGCUCCUACCAAGGCAAUUGAGGCUCCUAAGCCCAAGUUGUCCACCACUACUGUCCAGAAGAUCACCAAGGAAGAAGUCAAGGGCAAUGUUGCAGUCAUCGAAACUGAGUCCGAAAUGACUCGUGAGGAUUUGCGAAAGGUUUGCUCAGGUCAUCUUGUCAACGGUACCGCUUUGACACCAUCUUCACUAUACGGCGAUAUGGCUAUCACGGCUUGUGAGUACGCUUACAAGCUCCUGCGUCCUGACACGGAGAACAUUGGCUGCAAUGUGAGCCACAUGGAGGUUCCCAAGACAUUGAUCUUCGACACCAAGGCCAAGAGCCAGAUCCUCCGCAUGUCAGUCAAGGCCGAUGCUGCUCAAGGCCACGCUGAUGUAGCCUGGACCACUGGCGAAGGUGCUCAGAAGACAGAGCAUGCCAAUUGCAAGGUCUACUUCGGAAACAACGAAGAAUGGCUCGGGGAGUUCGAGCGUGUCAGCUACCUCAUCAAGUCACGCGUGGAAGCCCUCAAGGCUGCUGAACAGCGGGGCGAUGCUUCCAAGAUUGGACGUGGCCUUGCGUACAAGCUCUUCGCCGCUCUCGUUGACUACGAUCGCCGGUAUCGUGGCAUGGAGUCUGUCAUUCUCGACAGUGAAACUUGCGAGGCAACUGCCAAGGUUAACUUCCAGACCAGCCCCGAGGAUGGUACCUUCCACACUGCUCCAUACUGGAUUGAUAGUGUCUGCCACAUCUCUGGCUUCAUUUUGAACGGUUCCGAUGCCAUCGACUCCCGUGAACAGGUCUUUAUCUCGCACGGUUGGGGCUCGAUGCGAUUUGCCGAGCGUCUAUCUGCGGACAAGACUUACCAGACCUACAUUCGCAUGCAAAACGUAAAGGGAAGCAAGAUGAUGUCUGGAGAUGCCUACAUCUUUGAUGGCGACAAACUCAUCGGUCUCGCGGGAGACGUUCGCUUCCAAGCCAUCCCGCGCAAGGUCCUCAACAUCGUCCUCCCUCCCCAGGGUGCCGCCGCCGCCGCUGCUCCAGCUCGUGCUGCUGCUCCUGCUGCCAAGCCGGCUGCAAAGGCUACCCCGAAGGAGAAGAAGCAAGUGACGUCGGCGAACCUUCCUGUCGUCAACAAGAAGCUCGCAAAGAACUCGGUUGUGACACAGGUCAUGGACAUUAUUGCCAAGGAGACGGGUGUUAGCCACGAUGAGCUGGCGGACAACAUCGCUUUCUCUGAUCUCGGUGUUGACUCGCUCAUGGGUCUCACCAUUAGCGGCCGCCUGCGUGAGGAGCUUGAGCUUAACAUUGACUCGCAUGCUUUCAACGACCAUGCUACUGUCGGUGCUUUCAAGACUUUCUUGGCACAAUUUGAAACUGCUGGCGCUGUUGGCGUUGAAGAGUCAACAGAUUCUAGUGGUUCUUCUGACACCGCUGAUAUGGAGUCGGAUUCUGAUGUCACUACUCCGCCUGAUGAGAGCGAGAAGGGUUCCGUCAAGGGUGAUGCUCCGGCUGAAGGUAAUGUGAGCGAGCUUCAGGAUAUUGUGCGCUCAACCAUCAGCGCCGAGAUGGGUGUUGAGGUUGAGGAAAUUAUCGCUGCUCCUGACUUGGCUGCACUUGGCAUGGACUCCCUCAUGAGCUUGUCGAUCCUCGGUAUUCUCCGUGAAAAGACUGGACUCAGCAUUCCUUCGGAUCUCCUGGGCCAUAACCCCUCGCUGAAGGACAUUGAGCGUGCCCUGGGUAUUGAAGAUAAGCCAAAGCGUGCCCCUGCUGCUCCGAAGCCAGCGGCAAAGCAGUCUAAGCCAGAACCCAAGACUCAGGCUGUCGCUAAGGUUGAGUCUGGAUUUGUCGAUAACUACCCUCACCGCAAGGCAACCUCUGUCCUUCUACAGGGAAACCACCGUACUGCUACCAAGCAGUUGUUCAUGAUUCCUGACGGCAGUGGCAGCGCUACAUCCUACACUGAGAUCACGGAAGUUGGCCCUGAUGUCGCGGUCUGGGGCUUAUUCUCGCCUUUCAUGAAGACUCCAGAGGAGUAUAAGUGCGGUGUCUAUGGCAUGGCCACCAAGUUCAUCACGGAAAUGAAGCGUCGCCAGCCCACUGGACCUUACGCUGUUGCAGGAUGGAGUGCUGGUGGUGUUAUCGCCUACGAGAUCGUGAAUCAGUUGACCAAGGCCAACGAGGAGGUUUCCAACCUGAUCAUCAUCGAUGCUCCUUGCCCCAUCACCAUCGAACCUCUCCCUGCUGGCCUCCAUGCUUGGUUCGCCUCAAUUGGGCUCCUUGGUGAGGGAGACUCUGCGGAGGCCAAGAAGAUUCCUGAGUGGCUCUUGCCACACUUUGCUGCUUCGGUCACUGCUUUGUCCAACUACACUGCUGAGCCCAUCCCCGCCGACAAGUGUCCCAAGGUCACCGUCAUCUGGUGCGAGGAUGGAGUGUGCCACCUUCCCACGGAUCCUCGUCCUGACCCUUACCCUACUGGCCACGCUCUUUUCCUUCUCGACAACCGAGAUGACUUUGGCCCUAACCGCUGGGACGAGUACCUUGAUGUCAACAAGAUGAGUUUCCACCACAUGCCUGGAAACCACUUCUCUAUGAUGCAUGGUGAUUAUGCCAAAAUGCUGGGUGGUUUCAUGAAGAGCGGCAUGUCUUCAUAA
This is a messenger RNA of Neoarthrinium moseri, 6465 nucleotides long. RefSeq lists its product as uncharacterized. Lineage: Eukaryota; Fungi; Ascomycota; Sordariomycetes; Amphisphaeriales; Apiosporaceae. Gene Ontology annotation, biological process: secondary metabolite biosynthetic process; fatty acid biosynthetic process. The record is from RefSeq and is a predicted model, not a curated record. Gene Ontology annotation, molecular function: fatty acid synthase activity; phosphopantetheine binding; 3-oxoacyl-[acyl-carrier-protein] synthase activity. The transcript has 3 exons. The coding region runs from base 1 to 6465 and encodes 2154 amino acids.